GCGUGCUGGGGGGGGGGGGUCGAACCCAGGUCGAGCGCGCAACCUCCACCAAGGAUGCACCUGCAUUUCUCUUGGCGCGGGGGGUCGCGCUUCGGGAACUGCAAUGCGAGAGGGCCUCGCUGCGGGCGCCCCGACAGGUGCACAGGUGGGCAGGGGGCCCGGCGGGGGCGCGGGGGGCUCGGACCUUGCACAGGGGUGCGGGCUGCGGGCGCGCCGGGCGGGCCGGGCGGGAACCGGGCGGCGGGGCCGGGCCCGCCCGCCCCCGAGGCGCAGGCCCGCGCCGUCCUCCUCCCCCCGCGGCCGCGGGCCAGGGGGCGGGAGUGACCGCGACAGCUGACCCGGCGCUGGCACGGCCUCGCCCACAGCCCGCGGGACGCGCCAGGGCCCAGAUGCGCGCGGGCAGCCCGGCCGCGAGGACGCGCGCGGAGGCCUCCGGGGCUGCCCGCCGCCGCGCCGACCGCCGCGCCCCGCGUCCAGCCGCCCGCGCCCGGCAGCGCCGCGAGCCCCCCGGACCGCACCCGCGACCCCCGUGGCCACCGACUCAAGUGCGUCAGCAGCGAUGGCGGGCGAGGAGCGGCGGGCGGCGCCGGGGCCGGAAGCCUGGGGCGGCCGCGUCACGCCCCGCGCGCCCCUGCGCCGCGCGGCCGCGCAGCCCGGCGCCGACAGUGACGCACUUCCGGUCGCGCCGCCCUCCCCGCCCCGCCCCGGCCGGCGGGAAGUGAGGUUCUCCGACGCGCCGCCGGAAGUGUACGGCGACGACGAGCCGCCGGGGGGCGGGGAUUGGCUCCCGGGCGGAAACCGAAGCCCGCGAGAAGGGUUCCGGCCCGAGGCCGAGCAGGAGGAAGUGCCCGGGAGCCCCUACUACCUGCGCUCGCAGCGGAGGCCGCCGCGACCCCCGGAGCCCGACGAGAUGACGACGCGCCGGGUCACCCGCCGGCAGCAGCAGCUGCUGCAGCAGCAGCAGCAGCAGCCGCAGGCCCCGGCCUCGGCUCGCAGGGGGCUUCGGGACUCCCGUUUCUCCGAAGAGGAUGAACCAUCUCCACAACAUACGUUAGGCCCAACGGGCACAAAGAAAAGUAUGAGAUCGUCCAAGGAGGUUCCAGUUUUGAUUGAUGAUCCCAUCUCUGAGCUCCGCAGACCCCCGCUCAGGAGUCCGGGACCUGGUGCGGCUUUCCAGCCAAACGGAAAUUCUAACCCCAGUGAACAAGGGGACGAGGAGGAGGAGGAAGAGGGGGAGGAACCAGAAAGCUCCGACAGCGAGGCCUCGUCACCCCAGCUCCGCUCAGGGGAAGCUCUGGAGUCUGCAGACCCGAUCCCCAGGUCAAGCCACUAUGCAGAUCGGCAGACAUUACAGUAUCAAGACUUCACAGUGCGUGAUCACCAGCCUUCAGGACUGAUUUCAGGCUCAGGAUAUCCAAAAGCAUCUCAGGAAUGGAAUGAACAAAUUGGAGGAAUAAGAUCACGGAGGCCAAUAUCCUCGGGAAGCAAGAGUUCGGUGCCCGGCGGUUUUUCGGAUGACGACAGCCUGCUGAAGCCAGAGUUCAGGAAUCAGCGCCUGCCGAGCCCCGCCCCACAAACAUCCGGCCUGUCCAAAGAGCCAUUCUGGCCGCCCAAAGAGUCGUCCUGGCUGGGCCCUUGGUGCUGGGCGCUGCUGCUGGUGGCCAGCGCCGCCCUGUGCGCGUGGUGGCUCCUGCCGACCCCGGAGGUGGACAGCCCGGCCGUGCACGAGUUCCAGCACCAGAUGCAGCAGCUGCGGCGGCGCUACCGCGGGCAGGACGAGGCGCUGUGGCGGCGCGGCGGGGCCCUGCUGGAGAAGCACCUCAACGGCUCCCGGCCGCGCCCGCAGCCGGCCAUCCUGCUGCUGACCGCCGCCCGCGAUGCCGAGGACGCACUGCGCUGCCUGGGCGAGCACCUGGCCGACGCCUACGCCGCUGCUCUGGCCCGCCGCGCCCCGGCCAUCCGCAUCGACGGCGCGGGGCUGGCGGCGCGGGACAGCGGUGCGGCCAAGCUGCAGGUGGACCUGGAGCUGAGCCGGGGCUUCGAGGGUGGCCGGGCGGCGGCCGUGGUGCACCGGUUCGAGUCGCUGCCCGCCGGCGCCACCCUCAUCUUCUACAAGUACUGCGACCACGAGCACGCGGCCUUCAAGGACGUGGCGCUGGUGCUCACGGUCCUGCUGGAGGACACGACGCUGGGCGCCAGCCCCGACCUCAAGCACGUGGAGGAGAAGGUGCGCGACUUCCUGCGGGUCAAGUUUAUCGACGCCGGCGCGCCCAGCGCCCACGACCGCAUGGACGCCGACAAGCUGAGCGGGCUCUGGAGCCGCAUCUCGCACCUGGUCCUGCCCGUGCAGCCCGAGCACGCCCAGGAGCACGGCAGCUGCUUGUGACCGGCCCCGGGUCUGAGGACGGGCAGCGGAAAGAACCGGUUUCUUUCCAACACGAUGACACGUGGCCCAUCCUGUGUGUGGCCUCUUUUGUGCGAUUUCCCCCCCCCCAACACGGCCAGGGGGACCCCCCCCCCCAAACCUCCCCGGGUGGGUCUGGACCUCAGGGUCCUUCCUUGGCUGCGUCCCAGCUUCCUGUUUGAUUUUUCGUUGGUCACCGGCGUCUGUCCUUCGCCUGCUGUAGGCAGCGACCCGUGUCACCUGCACUCAGGCACGACGGCGUGUCCCGUCCGGGGGCUGCAGUAAGGGUGGUCUCUGGGGGGUGUCUCGGGUCUUUGCUUUUCCCCCUGCUUUGUGGUUGGAGCCCUAGAUAAAGGAGGAACCUGUGAAAGUGGAUGACAGGAGUAUUUGUCACCCCAGAAUGUGCAGUCAAACCAGACCUUGGGGAAGGUGCUGGCCUUGCAUGCCGCCAACUCCGGUGCAGAUCCCCCCCACAAUGCAUCGGCUUCCCCCUCCACCACCCCCCGACACCGCUCAGACUCACGCCCGAGCACCGAGGCAGGAAUAACCCCUGAGCACUGCGGGGUGAGCACCCACACAUGCACGCACAGAUCAGGAAACCAAGUGGAUGGAGCCACUUCCGAAAUUUGCUUCUCAUGUGCUCUUUGCUUUUUAAGUAACGGGGGCCCCCCUCCCUCGGAGGGGGAGCGUUUCAGGAGCAUUCUUCGUCCUUGCCCUUGGAUGCUGACCCCCCGGUAAAUCCUGAGCAGUUUCUCGCGUCUGGACCCCAAAGUUGUUGUUGUGAGUGAAAAAAACUGUGAUUUAGGCAACUGCAGACCCUACAUGUAACCAGAACAUAAAAAAGAGUUUUAUGUGUUCCGUGCCCACCUGUUCUCUCAGUAACCCCUUCACGAUGCUCUCCCAAGGGGCACACAGGUUGGCCAAGGACGCCGAGUGCCAUUUGAUUUGAGUGCCUCAAGCUCCCUCACCGCCCCAUGGGCUUCGUGUUAAAAUGUUCUGUGGGUUGGGGCUGGAGCCAUAGCACAGCGGGGAGGGCGUUUGCCUUGCACGCGGCCGACCCGGGUUCGAAUCCUAGCAUCCCAUAUGGUUCUUUGAGCACUGCCAGGGGUGAUUCCUGAGUGCAGAGCCAGGAGGAACCCCUGUGCAUCACCGGCUGUGACCCAAAAAAGAAAAAAAAAAAGAGUCUGUUUUGAUAGGAUUCAUCCAUCUCUGCUCUGCAUUGGAUUUCCUAGAACCUUCGAAUUCCCAAGUCACAUUGCUUUUUUUUUUUAAGUUAUCAGCAAAUUUCUUAGCGGAAAUACUGUUUUCAGAGGACUAGAGCCAGUCCGAGGGUUCACCCUUUGUCGUUUUGAUGGUUCCAGAGCUGACGGUAAAAUAGGGAAUUUCCCGUGUUUGCAAACUUAGCGCCUGGAUUGUACUUGGUUCCUGGUCUUAUUUCCAGAGGAUUCUAAAAAAGAAUUUCGAAGAUUUAUUUUAUAUAUUAUGGACAUUAUCUUUGGAGAAAUGUUUUUAUUAAAUGUUUCAUUGGCCAAAAUAAGACCAAAAUAAUUUUAAAAUAAUUGAUGUUAUAUCUUUCAGAAAAAAAAAAGAAUUAUAACUUCUCAUCUCUCUAGAAAUACCUUUUCAAAGCUAUUUUAGUAAUUUAAAUAAAUUUACGUUCUUGGUUUGUA
Molecule: messenger RNA, 4074 nt
Organism: Sorex araneus (European shrew)
Lineage: Eukaryota; Metazoa; Chordata; Mammalia; Eulipotyphla; Soricidae
Gene: TOR1AIP1
Product: torsin 1A interacting protein 1
Exons: 11
Coding region: 560-2386 (608 amino acids)
Biological process (GO): nuclear membrane organization
Cellular component (GO): nuclear membrane
Molecular function (GO): ATPase activator activity
Source: RefSeq, a predicted model, not a curated record